AUGGCAACCAUCACCACUGUUCCAGACAAUCUCACCAGAGACCAAUAUGUCUACCUCGCCAAGCUCGCCGAGCAAGCCGAACGCUACGAGGAGAUGGUCCAGUUCAUGCAAAAGCUGGUCCUAGGCAACACACCUGGCGGUGAACUCAACGUUGAGGAACGCAACCUCCUCUCUGUCGCUUAUAAAAACGUGAUCGGCUCACUUCGUGCUGCCUGGAGGAUUGUUUCUUCGAUUGAGCAAAAGGAGGAAGGGAGAAAGAACGAGGAACAUGCUGUGCUUGUUAAGGAAUAUAGAUCCAAAGUUGAGAGUGAGUUGUCCGAGGUUUGUGCUAGUAUUUUGAGGUUGUUGGACUCGAAUCUCAUACCGUCUGCUACUGCGAGUGAAUCCAAGGUUUUUUAUUUGAAGAUGAAAGGGGAUUAUCAUAGGUAUUUGGCUGAGUUUAAGGUUGGUGAUGAGAGGAAGGCUGCUGCUGAAGAUACUAUGCUGUCUUAUAAGGCUGCUCAGGAUAUUGCGGCAGCGGAUCUUGCACCAACACAUCCAAUAAGGCUGGGGUUGGCACUUAAUUUCUCUGUGUUCUACUAUGAGAUUCUCAAUCAGUCUGACAAAGCCUGCAGCAUGGCGAAACAGGCAUUUGAGGAAGCUAUUGCUGAGCUAGACACUCUAGGAGAAGAAUCAUACAAGGACAGCACUCUAAUCAUGCAACUCCUAAGGGAUAACCUCACUCUUUGGACUUCAGAUGUCCAGGACCAGUUAGAUGAGCCAUAG
Molecule: messenger RNA, 765 nt
Organism: Dovyalis caffra
Lineage: Eukaryota; Viridiplantae; Streptophyta; Magnoliopsida; Malpighiales; Salicaceae
Source: the annotation of a GenBank genome assembly